This is a messenger RNA of Aquila chrysaetos chrysaetos, 5042 nucleotides long. RefSeq names its product chromosome 8 C11orf52 homolog (gene C8H11orf52). Bases 1934 to 2431 code for a protein of 165 amino acids. Gene Ontology annotation, cellular component: extracellular exosome. The transcript is spliced from 4 exons. NCBI's taxonomy places the organism in Eukaryota, Metazoa, Chordata, Aves, Accipitriformes, Accipitridae. The record is from RefSeq and is a predicted model, not a curated record.
GCCGGCGGGGGCGGGAGGCUGGGGCAGCCCCUGCCUGCCAAAGGCAUCGUGGGGGGAGGCGAAGGGGCUCUUUUGCUCCCGUCUCUCAGCCCAGAGCUGUGGCACCUCCUGGGACUGGCAGCUUGGGUUCCCGCAGCCAUGCCAGCAGCUGAGAAUAGCUCAGUUCUAGGAAGGAUCUAGUUAAAAUCCCUGUCCUUGCCCCGGUGGUCUCCGGCCAGGUAGACACCGUAAGGUGUCCCCUUGGCAUACUGCAGGGAGGGGGCCCUGGGGCAGUGGUGGUGGCACUGGGGGCUGGUGGGUCAGCUACCCCAUCCUGCUCUCUCAGCUCCUCCGGCCCCUCUCCCUGCCUGCGCCUGUCUGGACUUUAUUUGCACUUGGGAAAUCCUGGCCACGUUUUUCAGAUGUUGUUGCUCUUUCUCCCUGGGAGGGAGGAUGACAGUUUAAUCCCUCCUGGCUCAUGUUGUGCCCCGGACCUCCUGCUUACAGAAAAAGGGCACAGCGGAGCAUCGUUUGGUGCCAAGUGGAAAUAUUUUCGGCUCUGAGCGUGGUACAAGGGGGAGACCCAUGAACGUCAGAUGAAGCGCCGAGGAUAUUCUCUCCAACACUGCAUUUGUUAAAAGUCUUGGAAAUUCAUCAGCGCUUUUUAAUAAUUACAAGAGGCACAGCAUCACCUAGUGGCUGAAGCAGAGGAGGAGGUGCAGGACACCGAGGUCCUUCCAACCUGAGCCCUGAGCUGGAGCGCAGAGGAGUUUGGGAUUUAGGAAUAGGACCUGGAGGUGGGAGGUGGAAGGCUGGUUCUUGACAUGUCCCCCCCCCCCAAAGUCCCAUUUUCUACUUCCUCUACCCUGUGGCAGAGGGUAAAUGAGGCACCCAGGGCAUCAGCUUCAUUACUGCAGCGGACAAGGGCCUGAUCACGGAAUGCCUGGGGCACAGGCUGGUUCCCUUGAGCAGAGCUGCAGUUGCCCAGCAUGCUACUGAUGCUGCGUGGCAGGGAGAGCCGUGCCACAGCGCAGACUGGCAAAGCCAGAGACUCCGGAGUACAAACACCACCAUUACAGCAUAUGCUGUGGUGGCACUUUCAUGUCCAGACAGUGCCAGGCGAUGCACAAACACUUCUGCCUCCACAAGGAAGUAUAAACCAGAAUCUGAAGGUCACUCAUGUAUGCAGGGCCAGGCAGCAGAGCAGCUUUCGGAGCAACGUGGUGGCACGCUGGCUUCUCUGGGGCAAUAUCAAAUUCUGCUCCCCCAAGGCUACUCGACCAGGACUCCUGUGUCCCGCUUGAUUUUCUCCCAGAGGCUGCAUGGAAAGUAAGAAUCUGGGGUGGUAUUUCUGCUGGUGGUGUCACUACUACCUUCUGGCAGAUUCCUGCAACAGAGGACAAAUCUCUGGCCAAAGACCCUUUUGACCCCAGUACCCCUGUGGAACUCAAGUGCUAACAUCUCCUUGCUGUGCAGCAAGGAGAAAGCAGAGCUCUCUCCCCAGGAGCAUCAUCCCCUGUCCUGUACAUGGAAACACAUGGGUGAAGAAGGGCUCAGGCUCCCAGGCUGUCCCCAUGCUGUACAAGCUAUUCAAACAGGCUCUGAGCAAGGAGAGAGGAAGGCAAAUGGGAACGUGCUGUUAGUAACGUGGGCUUGGGAGACACCUACAGAGGACCACAAUCAAGAGCAGACUGGUGCACUGAAGCCCCACUGCAGAAGUUUGCAUUAUUCAUAGCUUUGCCUUGGUGACAGAGGGAAAAAAAUGGUACUUAAUUUUAGUACAGGUGUUUCCAGGCACCUAUACUGCUUUUAUUUCUGAUUUUCUCAGCACCACAGCUGUGUCAGCAAAGAGCUGGGCUUCCUAAGUAGAGCUGAGACUUACAAAAGGGCUCAGAGGGGGUAGGCACCCACCUUCUCCCGGACGGAAGAUCCUUGUCAUGAUCCCUACCAAAGCAUGAGCCCUAAGGGAGACAGAGCAAAGAGCAAGAGACUGAGGAGGUUCCUGAAGUCUUUAAAGAAAAGCCAUUACAGCAAAUUUAUUCACAGAAGAAAGCUACUGAUGAAGGAAAGCGUGCCCUCAGGUCUGGGUACUUCUGCAAAUAUGGUCCUGCGGAGGGCAGGCCCCAGGAAUUGCCCUUCGCCUUUUAAAAGAAAGAAAGAAAAGCAAGGAACUAAUGUGAGACAUGAGAGCCAACAGAAUCAGCCUGGCAGGAAGGGUCCAACGUACGAAGAUGUCCUGGAGUUUCCUGUCUACGCCACCGUCAGUAAGCCCAAGAGCGUGAAGCAGGAUGACAGCAUUCAUUACGCAGACAUCCAAGUGUUCACCAAGGUCCGGGAGCGCUCUGCAGCAGAGGUGAAGAACUUACAAAUGCAGAAUGCCACAGAGUAUGCCACCCUCAACUUCCCUCGGCCCAGGCUGAAAUAUGACAGUAAGAAUGGGACCCUGGUAUAAAAGGCUUGGUGGUCCCCUCCUCCUUCAGCAGCAAAAGGAUUUCACAGACUUAGAGAUGCUGUAGAUGCAAGAUAACCUCAUGGACACAUCAAGUCUCCCUGAGAAAGUGCAGAGAGGCUGUGUCUUCCGCCUGCAUUUCUCUUCGGAGGACACAGACAUAUUUAUUCUCAUACGAUGAGUAGUUUCCUAUCUGAUUCUGCUGACAAAAAACACCUCUUCACCUUGGAAGAGUUGGCUCUGAAGCUGGCAACCCAUCUCUUCUCAGCACUGUGAGAAGGCAGAGCUGCUCCUUGGCUGAUGAAGGCUAAAACCACAGCUCAGAGCUUCAGUGAGAAAGUUCCUGCUGUGGCACAGGACCAGCUGACUGCUGCUCUGCAGAUGGAUUUGGGAACAUGGCAUACAGGAUUCAAGGGACAAGGAAGAUGUUGCCACAGGAUUUUAUGUCAAUGUUAAGAAAAUUCUGCAAUGUGCAGAAUGACAUGUGGAUGACACUGUGAAGAAAUGGCAUGAAACCUUUAACAGUAUCUACUGCAACGUCUUCCUCCAACACCUGCCACUGUAACUGCAGUCAUGCACUAUGUGCAUCCCCUUUUCUCAAAAAGCAGUGUUCUAUAACUAUGCACAGCACACUAAAACCAAGGCCAGGAAUGCACAAUUAACUGAGGGAUACAGAACAAUUUAUUUCACUGAAGGGCUGUACAGAUAUGCAUCCCUACCCCAACAUGCACAGAAAUGAGUAGUGAGCUCUUGGCUCUGACUGGAAAUUAAAUAAGGAAAUUUCACAAUUUAACUGCAAGGCAGCCACUUAAGAGCCACUGCCUAUAUUUAGGGCAGUUAUCCAGUUCUUAGCUGUCUGCAUGCCUGAGGUACUGGGUAUGAAUCCUGGUCAACUUUAGAGAGGGUUUUUGACUUUUCCUCCAUUUUUUAUUUCAUACUGUCAGCCUUAGUUAUGAAACCCAGUGACAUAAAGCACACACCAUGUGGUGUUUUCUGCUAACCCUCCCAGAUACACCUUUCAGAAUUUUUUAUGGAUUUAAAAUAGCGUUAGUAAUGCAGUAUAGUAAUUGUCCAAAAGGCUUCUGCCACUGGUCUGAAUUUGGCAGUUGCAGCAUUGGCAGUUGAACAGGGCUUCCAAGCAGUAUCUUCAGGCACUAAAUCAAUGCUUGGCACAUUCUGUUCCUAAAUAAUGGUCUGCAUAGCUAAAUGUAGAUCGUGGGACAACCUGUUUAUUGCCAGUGUUUAAAAAGGGACAUGCUGGUACAUUUUAUAAACAUACAUAAUUUUGCAUAUUAUGGCUCAGCUAAAUCUAAAAAGCAUGAAGGAGUUCCUGCUCAUUACGAAAAAUAAAGCUGAUAUGGGCAGUGUUUGCUAAGAUGGAAGUGUUUUGAGGACCAAUCCUACAAUUUUUCUACCUUUUUGCCUGUGCUAUCCAUUAGACCUCAGCAGGGUUAUUGUAAGGCCAGAGUAACAUUUGCAGGAGAAGGCCCCUUUUUUAUAAUGGAUACAGUAUAUUUUUCUACCUGAAAAGGGUUUUUUUGCCCAUGCUAUCCAGCUGACCUCAGUGGGGCUAUUGUAAGGUCUGCAAUAGAAGGCCCUUCAUUUAUAAUGGGUACAGCAUUAUGUUAUUGGAAGAGCUGGUUCUUUUGAGUGCCAAGGAUUCCUCUUUCUGCUCCUCCAAGUUCUUUUCAUGCCCAGUAUGAAAACCUGUCCUUUGGACUGAGGAGGAUUGAAUGGGCACAGGAUUUACUUACAAGAGUGUGUCAGGGAGUCAUGGGACACUCUAGCACUCACUUCUGCUAGCCCAGCUGUCAGAUGGGCUGCCAGAUCUGGUUCAUGAUGGGCAGCAGUUGUGUACCUCCUUGCACUGAAUCACUGGUACAAGAGCUAGAAAGGGACACUGGCUUCAGUUCUAGUCAAGCGCUCUGCAUCAUAGGAAGAAACUGGAUUUUUUUUGAAACAUAAUUAAAUACAGACUGUAGUUCAGGAGAUGGGAGGUUUUCUAGACAACAGGUCAUUUUUAAAACCAAUUUCAUUAAAGUGAAACAGCCCAUUAUUGCAGUGGCAUGCACAGUGUGUGGUACUGAAGUUUUUCCUCACCCAGCAGGAGAGCUGGGGCUGGGGACAGUAAGCUGCGCAGAUGCUAAGGUCAAGCUCCUAGGCCCUGAGUGGUGUACAUUUGCACAUCCAUCAAGUUAAACCAGUUUUGCUGCAGGCAUAGGUAGGACUGGGUUUCGCUCAGAGGAACUUGCUUUCACUUAGUCACGUCACUUAGUUCUGUUGAUUUGUGGAUCAGCCCUUUUGUAUUCUGAAUGCAUGGGAGCUACAGCAGAAACUCUCUUUUAAUGAGUGCCUCAAAGCCUGGAAUGGUAGUUUAUGUCCUAUUCCCUAAGGAGCUCCAGCUUCCAUACCUAGCUAGUACUUGGUGUUGUUUCUGAAGUACAGCGUAUCUUAGAGAUAAUCAAAUGCUCUGCAUAGGAACAGGAGUAGUACACUAGUUUUGCCUGUUUACCAGGCCUUGAAUAGAUAAAAUGUGAAAGCCACAUGUUCUGCAAUAAGCGUUUUUGUAAAGGACUUGGUUUUGCACUGAAUAUUAAAAGCUUCUGACAGCGCA